This is a messenger RNA of Notodromas monacha, 1968 nucleotides long. Lineage: Eukaryota; Metazoa; Arthropoda; Ostracoda; Podocopida; Cyprididae. The record is from the annotation of a GenBank genome assembly.
AUGCGAAUCAGGGGAAUCAGUGUUCGGGAUAUUCGGUUCCCCACGUCACUACGACUCGACGGAUCUGACGCGCAGCACGUGGAUCCGGAUUAUUCGUGCGCCUAUGUCGUGCUUUUCACGGACUCGGAAGCCAAGGGUUUCGGUCUUUCUUUCACGAUCGGAAGAGGGACGGAAAUAGGCAAGCUGUUCAUUGCGCCGCUUGUUCAGGCAAUCCGAUCGUUGGCCCAUCUCGUGGUCGGCCAAGAUUUCGAGGCCAUCGUCAAGGACUUUGGGGCCUUCUCGCGUCGUCUGACAAACGACUCUCAACUUCGUUGGGUCUUGCCUUCGGUUGCUCUGGAAAGCGAAAGCUCGAAGGAACUGGGCCCAGAGAAAGGAGUUCUGCAUCUUGCUGCGAGUGCUGUCGUCAAUGCUGUAUGGGACCUUUGGGGUCGCACUCAAAACAAGCCCAUCUGGAAACUCCUGACGGAUCUGACCCCAGAAGAACUUGUUUCUUGCGUGGAUUUCACCUACUUGGAAGAUGCCCUGACAAAGGAAGAAGCCUUGGAAAUCCUACGUUCGAUGGUACCAGGGAAAGAUAAAAGAGAGGAGGAGAUUCGUUCCUCUGGAUACCCUUGUUACACCACGUCUAGCGGUUGGAUAGGGUAUGACGAAGACAAGAUUCGGAACAAUCUACUCAUUUCCAUGCAAGCCGGAUUCAGCAAAUUCAAGAUCAAGGUCGGGCAGGAUUUAGAAAAGGACAAGAAAAGACUCAGGCUCGUCAGAAGCAUCAUUGGAGACAAUCGUCAACUGAUGAUUGACGCGAAUCAGGUUUGGGAGGUCGAUCAGGCCAUCAAUUGGGUCAAGGAACUGGCCGAGUUCAAGCCAGUUUGGAUUGAAGAACCAACUUCUCCUGAUGAUAUCCUCGGACACGCCAAAGUCGCGCAGGCAUUAAAAGACACUGGCAUAGGUGUCGCCACUGGAGAACAUUGCCACAACCGCGUCAUGUUCAAGCAGCUCUUCAAGUCUGGCGGGAUGCAAUAUUGCCAAAUUGAUGCUUGCCGCGUUGGCGGGAUUAAUGAGAACAUCGCCGUGAUGCUCAUGGCGAAGAAGUUUGGCGUCCCUGUGUGUCCCCAUGCAGGUGGGAUCGGGCUCUGUGAAAUGAUCCAACAUCUCGCCAUCUUCAACUUCAUUUGCAUCUCGGGCGACUUGAAGCAUUCGGUUGCCGAGUACGCUGAUCACUUGCACGAGCAUUUCAUUCAGCCCGCGAGAAUCAAGCAUGGUUGCUACAUCGUGCCUGAUGCCCCAGGAUACAGCGUAGAAAUGAUCGGAUCAUCUCUGAUCAACUAUGAAUACCCCUUGGGUCCGAAAUGGCGGGAAAUGUUCGACAAGAAGCUGUACGAGGAUCCUUCGAAACAAGUGCCGCCAUAUGUGGAACAUCGUCCAGAGACCAGAUCGUCUCAUUUCCAGCGGGAUGAUAGCCAUGCUGUCAUAAGUGCCAAGCCUCAAAUAAGAAAUGUCGCUGGAAGUGGGGCUCCUUCUGGUGAACCAGGAGAAAGUUCUGCCUCUGUUUGGACGGAACACGAAGCCCCGGAUGGCAGAAAAUAUUAUUACAACACAGUCACAAAAGCGUCAACGUGGGACAAGCCGGAUGAAAUGAAGACUCCUGCUGAAUCCUUCAUUACGCAGUGUCCAUGGAGAGAGUUCACCAGUGACAGUGGCAAAACGUACUAUCACAACGUUCUGACCAAGGAAUCGAGAUGGUCAAUGCCAGAGGAGCUGCGUCUCACGAAGGAAGCUGCGCAACGCGGAGAAAAGGCUCCGGUUUCAUUCGACGCGCCGAAUUCUGGUGGCGGUGGUGAAGCAGGAGGUGGAUCCACUUCCGCGUUGGACCAGGCCAUGGCGGCAACGUUGGCGGCGAUGACUGGUGGCCCUGGCCCUGCUGUCCCGUCUGAUGCGCCGCGACCAUUACCCGACGGUAAGCACUCUUAA